This is a messenger RNA of Klebsormidium nitens, 1984 nucleotides long. The record is from the annotation of a GenBank genome assembly. Lineage: Eukaryota; Viridiplantae; Streptophyta; Klebsormidiophyceae; Klebsormidiales; Klebsormidiaceae.
AAAAAGACAUGUGCCUUGCUUCUCGAAUCGCAGCAUCGGGAUUUCCAACCUCGUGGAAGGUCGUCUUUAGCCUUAGUUAGGGGUGAAUCUAGGGAUACAGCAUAAAAGAAAGCUGGUGAAAACUUCAACUUGCUUCCCUCCGUUUGAGUUCAAAACCUUUCGAAAUUCUCAGAAGACACUCAUCCAUUCAAUACGCUCUAUAUCCACGACCGGACUCACCUUAGAUCUAACAGUAACUCGAACUUUCGAUCCAAGCAGGAUUCCCAACAUUAGCAGCUGCAAUAUGGCAGAGCCGGUCCGGUUCGGCGUCCUCGGCUGCGCAAACAUUGCAAGGAAAGUGAUCCGUGCAAUGACACUAGCGGAAGGCGUGGAGGCGCAUGCUGUCAGCAGCCGGUCCCUCGAGAAAGCGCAGCGGUUCGCUGAGGAAGUGGGAAAAGCUACGGGAGCAAAGUUGAUUGCCUACGGUAGUUACGAGGAGCUGCUGUCCGACCCACAAAUCGACGUUGUCUACAUGCCCCUCCCCACCAGCCUGCAUCUAGAAUGGGUACAAAAAGCGGCCGCGCAGAAGAAGCACGUGCUGCUGGAAAAGCCGCCUGCCCUGACCCUGGAAGAGAUGGACAAGAUCCUGAAGGUUUGUGAGGACGCGGGCGUUCAGUACAUGGACAACAGCAUGUGGAUCCACAACCCCCGCAUGGAGGCGAUUAGAGCGGCCAAGCAAAGCAAGGAGAACUUUGGACAAGUGUUGCGCUUCGACUCGUCCCUCCACUUCCACCUCCCCCUCCACUCAGGCGACAUCAGACUGGAUUCUGCGUUGGAUGCCUUGGGAGCGCUCGGUGACGUCGGCUGGUACUGCAUUGGCCACUCGCUGUGGGCGAUGGACUGGGAUCUGCCGCAAAGAGUGGUCGCGCAGCCGGGGACGAAAACGUCAAAAGGCGGGGUGAUAACCAGCAUCGGCGCAACGCUUGUGUGGGCGGACGGCCGCGUCGCCACGUUCUACUGCUCGUUCGAGGCCGCGUGGGGCCAGCAAGCGUACCUCGUCGGAACGAACGGCCACAUACAUUGGAACGACCUCUGCAUUCCGAUGCGGGAAGACUCGUGCGCGUUUGUGACGUCAUCAAAGCCGGGCCUGAUCAACAGCGACACUGAAGUGAGCAACGAAUACAGGGAAACGCGGGUUGACCUGCGAGUACCGCAGGAGGCGCUAGUGUUGGAGGACUUUGCGGCGAUCGUUUCCGGGUUGAAGGCGGGCAAAGAGGCCUUGGAUUCCAGAUGGCCCGAACGGUCCUACAAAACUCUCCGCGUUUUGUUGGCAGUAAAGGACUCGUACGACAAAGGAGAGGCGGAGAUUCGGGUGACGUGACAGCAUUGUUGAAAUUUUUGGGAUCAUGCCGUCUUUGGCGAGCUUUGAACGGUUGUCAUCACCAGCUUGGCAGCAAUGCAGAGGUAAAGAGCUGAUGCUACAUCGUGUGUGGAGCCCAAGUGCAAGAAUGUGAAGCACCUGUGCACCUUAUACAUGCCAACUAGUCGUGCUUUUGACCCCAUCAAUAGCCAUUACAGUUACAUGUAAUCAGUGACCGCGUACGGUAGUCACAGCAUGUUCUUCUGCCGCGAAGGAUCAAGGAUCGAUGUUCUCAUGACAUUUCAUGCCGCGCGGCGACCCGAUCGGACCGGCCAUGCUGCGCGGCCGCCUUAGUAUAUAUAGGGCUUAUGGUACCGUACGUCAAUUGAACCGAACCUUUCGGUCUGAGAGGAUUCUGUGAAAGGUUAAAGACCAUCCUGAGACGGGUUAGGGUUGACUUGGAAGUUUCAAGGGGGGGUAGGAAGGGAGUACGGAGCCUGGAAAGUCCGGGUUUGGUUUUAUGGUCAAAGUUUGAGAUGCGAGUUAGGGUAACUGGUUACGUCUGGGUUACGUACUGUAUUCAAAUUGUACAUACUACAAACAAUAACGGCUUUGGUUUAUUUUCGGCCCGAAUUAAUACGCAGA